CGUAUAUCAUCGACGUUACGUGUGCUUCACAGGGAGAACAGUCCGCGUUACACAAUUUUAAUUCAAGUAAUUGGUCUCUCAUUACGACACGACGUUUACGUUCAUUUAUUCCACUACAGGAUCAUUGCUCGUUACGGUGUACGAUCUACCGACGCAAUGAGAAAUACAAACAGAGUCAAAUUUCAGUGAUGCGGAGGGCAAUGCAUCGAUAACAUGUUGUUUUUGAAUUCAAUCACUCAACUGGGUAUCGGACCCAGAUGUCUGGCCGAACCGUCGAGAGUUUGGAAUCAUCGGAAAUAUCAAUCUAUAGUCUGUUGUUAGCCACCGGCUCGAAUUGAUAAGAUCACUCGAGUUUUAUGUGUUAUAAAAUGUUACCAUGCUUUUACAAACGAUCGGAGAAUGGCGCAUUUGAUGAAAUUAGACAAUUUCAAUUGUCGAGCCGACGUGAAAAUUAUCACCGCUGAACAUCCGGUGUAAUUAGAAUCAUGGCGUGAAUUUGAUCGGAAAGUCAUUGAUUAUAAUUUAUCGAAUGAAAUUAACGACAGAUAAUUCAUUCAAUGUCAUCGGAUGGGUUCUCGAGAAUCGAGUCACGAAAAUACCCUGCGAUUGUUCGCAACUAUGUUGUCGAUGUUCGUAAAUCGGGGUAACAGUGAAUUUAUGAAAGGCGUCGGUGUGCGGAAACUUGACUCCGGCACCUAAUCAUCAACACUGUGAACCUAUUACACGUUGAAUUGGCCCCAAUUUCAGCCGACCGAAUAUCCUUCUGGGUCGAAAACCGGACAGUGACACUAAAGUGCCACUCCACAAACCUGAAAUUAACUUAUUAGUAUAAUUGCUGGUGUAACAAAUAAUGCGUCAUGUUCAGAAUGACGUCACUCAAUCCAUCGCCUGACUCUAAGUAAGCCGUUGGACGACCGCAGAAAUUCUCUACGGACACGGGGCAUUCGAUAGGUUCAAAUUCGGAUCUAUCGAUUCACAUCUGUAAUCGAACUUUCCCAUUGAACGAAUAAAAAAGACCAAAAAAAAAGAAACAAAAAAACUCUCCCGAGUCUUAAUUUUAUACACACGAUUAACUUUUCCUAUACCUGCCAGGUCCCAAAAUCUUGGGCUAAAUGCCACGGGCUCACCACAAUGCUACCGAAUUUACACAAAAACAGACUGCACGAGGUCUAAAAUAAGGGACCAGUUUAUCUAAACUGGUGUCGUUCUUAUCGCAAAACACGCUGUUCUCGGACCUUCGUCUUUUGUCACCGAAUGCACCGGCGCGUUAAACGCAGCUCGCAUGGUGUGCGUUUCACAGUGUUUCAAUGAAUGAAGAUACCAGUGGGGUUCCUUCUUCUCUCCAUUGAAAAGUUCGUAGACACCGACGGGAUUACCUUUACAAACGGCACAAGCACAUGGCAACCAAUGUCGGCAAUCGGGCCCACCAUCAAUCGCGCGUUAAUCUAUGCAGAUGCAUCGAGGGUACUUGAAUAUUUUUGAAAAAUAAUGCCGAGGACUUCUCAAUUCGCGUAAGCUACGGACGUUUAUGAACGUAUAUAUACGUUUUCUAUUGGGGUUACACGCCAGUCCAAGCGACGAAACAAAGGCCAUUGAAGCCGGAGAAAAAAAAGAAUCGACAAAAUACGUAGUCUGAAAAUAAAAAUUAAAAUAAAAACUAAAUUCACGACGAAAAGUAGUUGACAAACGAAGGAAAAUGUAGGGGAAAAAAAAAAAUAAAAAUAAAUAAAAAUAAAAAAUGCAAAGCUGAUAACAUCGUUGCUGAGUGGAAAUGGUGGGGCAUAUGGUGCGGAAUAUAAACUGGCCUCAGAUCAAGAGGAAUUCAGUCACCCGCUGCCAUUUGUCAUGUCGUUGAAAAAAAAUCCCGAUGCCGAGUUUUGCGAAGAAGUUCACCGCAACACGAUGAAUAAGGGUGGUGGAGAUUUGUGCUCAGCUAUGCGGCGUAAAAAGUUGAAAUUUUUCGUUUUCGUCGGUGUUUGUAUCGCGGUAUCGAACUCGCCAUUAUUUGGUUUGAUACAGGUGCCAGGUGCCUCGGGAGCAACGAAUCACGGGUUCAACCUAUACUGGAACGUACCGACCUUCAUGUGUCACAAGUAUGGCAUGUUCUUCGAGGACGUAAACACCUUUGGAAUAAGACAAAACGGUAAAGAUGAAUUUCGAGGGAACGAAAUAGCGAUACUCUAUGACCCGGGCGUCUUCCCGGCGCUUUUGAAGGACGAACACGGACGAACGGUGAGGAGGAAUGGCGGAGUGCCCCAGGAGGGUAACUUGACUUAUCACCUGGAGGUUUUUCGGGCGCACGUUAACGAGCAAAUAAGUGACGUGAAUUUUGCGGGAGUCGCGGUAAUCGACUUUGAAAGCUGGAGACCAAUCUUUCGACAGAACUGGGCCGCGCUUGCACCCUAUCGCGACUUGUCAACGGAAAUUGAAAGAGACAGACAUCCGUUCUGGGAUAAAAACAAAGUAGCGCAUGAGGCGACGAGGCGAUUCGAAAAAGCGGCUCGUUUAUUUAUGGAGGACACUUUAAAACUCGCGAGGAUCCUAAGGCCCAAGGCAUCAUGGGGAUACUACGCUUAUCCCUACUGCUUCAAUUCGACGCCGAAUGUUCCCACUGCUCAGUGCGAUCCGAAGGUCUACGCUGAGAACGACAGACUUUCCUGGAUGUUCAACUUACAGGGUAUGCUUCUGCCGUCCGUUUAUAUCAGGUCAAGUUUAAACAAAAGAGAGAGAAUGGAACUGAUAAGCUGCAGAGUCAAGGAGGCCAUGAGAAUUUCGUCCAAGUUAAAACAAGCCCUUCCAAAAACGGUACUCCCUUAUUUCUGGUACAAAUACCAGGACAAAACUGACGACUUUUUAACAAGUGAGGACUUGUCCAACGGCUUCAGACUGAUAAAGAGCAUCGGAGGAGAUGGCAUAGUGAUAUGGGGGAGCUCGAACGACUUCAACACUAAACAAAAGUGUCAGGAGUUUAGGGAUUAUCUGUCGGAGACGCUCGGUCCGACCGCCUGGAAGCUGCUAGUGGGAAGAUCUCGAAACGUCAGUGAAACCGAAGAGUUGCACGACGCCUACGAAACCCUACAAGUGACCACCGUGCCGAACGUGUACGGGGUAAGAGAAGAAGGCCGUCCAAAAUCUACGAACGUCGCGGGCGAUGAUCCGGAUGUUUCAAUCGAAAGAGAUUGACGAGUGCGGAUUAGCCAUACUCUGACGUUACGUGAAUUAUUUAAAUCGUGUGCGUGUGUGCGCGUAUGUGUGUGUGUGCGUGUUAAGUUUCGUCAAGAUGUAAGAAAAAUAAAAAUCAGGGUGCGCGGGACAAAUUUAAAAAUCAAUGAAAGUGCUUCGAAACCGUACAGUCUCUUCGAUGGUCAGUGUUACAUCGAUACAAACAGUGGUGGAAUUCGAUCGUAGUUCGAUUCGAAAAGGAUUGCGCCAAUUCUACGUGCAUAAUUUUAUUGGAAGAAAUAUAUUACAUAAUUUAUUAAUUGCAAAAAUCGAAUAAUUUCCCACCCAAGUAGAAAAGCGAAUACAGGUAGUCGAGAUCGGGCCCGAGCCAGGAGAGGAGAGAACAGCACGCCUCCACCACUACGGGGCCGUUGAGAUCUGCAGCUUGACCAGGGCCCAGGCUCAGUCUGCUCCUGGCAGCCUCCGCGCGACGCAGCAGGGCCCCAAAACUGAAAGUGCCGAUUUUCCAUCGUGACGACGAUAUACCAGAAGCCAGAAGCGGUUUUACGCCAAUCCGCACAUUCGAUUUUACACGAAUUAUGUAAACGUCUCCGAAGGGCACUCGAUCCACUCGACGCACAUGUGUAUCUCUGCACACUCCUACCCCUCGCAAAAUCCAUUGAAAUAGACGUCGGUUUUUCUCCCCCGGCCCCUCCACACCCCACCCCCCCUCCCAAGUACCGAUAAAUAAUAAAUAACGUCCUCAAGUGCCAAUUGGUUUUGCUAUAGAAAAUUAUAUCUGCAGCAUAACCGGAGCAGAUAGAUACCCUCCACAGCGGGAAGAAUAUGGGUCUGGCGACGGUGUCGGCCUUCCUGGCCCUCAUGGCGAUGCAAUUUUCGCUUCUACGAGCCCAUCGAGAACAUAAGGUACACUGAGGUUGUUCAGGUGCACAACAUAGUACUCUAUCCGGACAAGCACAGCUGGUGCAAGACGACCCCCAU
This is a messenger RNA of Athalia rosae (coleseed sawfly), 4164 nucleotides long. RefSeq names its product hyaluronidase-like. The record is from RefSeq and is a predicted model, not a curated record. Gene Ontology annotation, biological process: defense response; hyaluronan catabolic process; carbohydrate metabolic process. The transcript is spliced from 8 exons. NCBI's taxonomy places the organism in Eukaryota, Metazoa, Arthropoda, Insecta, Hymenoptera, Athaliidae. The coding region runs from base 1846 to 3183 and encodes 445 amino acids. Gene Ontology annotation, molecular function: hyalurononglucosaminidase activity; BMP binding; receptor ligand activity.